This is a messenger RNA of Erigeron canadensis, 1665 nucleotides long. Its product is annotated as DNA-dependent metalloprotease WSS1. NCBI's taxonomy places the organism in Eukaryota, Viridiplantae, Streptophyta, Magnoliopsida, Asterales, Asteraceae. The transcript is spliced from 4 exons. Bases 151 to 1290 code for a protein of 379 amino acids. The record is from RefSeq and is a predicted model, not a curated record.
CUGGGGAAGGGGUGUGGAAUCAAGCCCGCCAAUGCAAAAGUAAACCCUAGAAAUUUGAAUUGAUUUAGCAGGACAGGGUGUCGAUGAUAUCCGAUUCCGAUUCGCUUUUAUUUUUAAUUUUAAAUUAAGAUCUAAUAAUUGAAUAAUAAGAUGAAUAAUGGAGGAGAUGUUCACAAGGUAUGGGAGAUCAGAACCUUAAAGAAGAAGGUUGGAGCAGACGAGGCUCGCAAGUUCCUUGAAAGAAUCGCCAAACAGGUUCAACCCAUCAUGCGGAAACAUAAUUGGAGAGUCAAAGUUCUUUCUGAAAUGUGUCCUAAAAACCCGCGGCUUUUGGGGCUGAACGUGGGACAUGGUAUUCAUGUAAAGCUCAGACUUCGAAGACCGAAUACAGAUUGGGACUUUUACCCGUUUGAUCAAGUUCUUGAUACGAUGCUUCAUGAACUGUGUCAUAACUCUAUUGGUCCCCAUAAUGUCGCUUUCUAUAAACUCUGGGAUGAUCUUAGGAAGGAAUGUGAGGAGUUUAUGAGUAAAGGAAUUACUGGGUCUGGUGACGGGUUUGAUCUUCCCGGUAGACGUUUAGGUGGCUUCACUCGACAACCACCCCUUUCGUCUCUCCGCCAGACUGCACUUGUUGCCGCUCAAAAUAGAGCCCGUUUGGGAUCUCUUUUACCAGCUGGCCCUAAACGCCUUGGUGGCGAUAAAUCUAUUAUGUCUUCCCUGACUCCCGGACAAGCAGCUGCGAUGGCUGCAGAAAGGAGAUUACAGGACGACAUAUGGUGUGGCAUACAGCAACUAGUCGAAGAGGAAGAAGAAACUGUGCCACAAAGCUCGGCUUCCUCUAGUGUUCUAGGUUCCAAAAGAAGUCACCAAUCAAAUGAUAGUCAUUCAGAACUAAAUUUUGUUGACUUGACGGAUGUUCCCUCGGUAUCCAAUGCAGAAGCUACAAACAACAUUUCCGUAAAUAAAAGAAGUCGGCAAACAGAAUGUUGUAUUGAUUUAACAACUGAAGACUUUGCUAGCGGAUCUACUAGCAAUGAAAAAACAGGACGUGACACAAAGUCUUCCGGGUGGGAGUGCAUGACAUGCACAUUGUUGAAUCCGCCAUUGGCUCCAAUAUGCGAGCUUUGUGGAACCCUCAAGCCAAAAGCAGAGGAGAAGUACAAGUCAUGGUCAUGCAAAUUUUGUACAAUGGUAAACACUGUGAAGAUGGAGAAAUGUGGAGCAUGUGAGCAGUGGAGAUAUUCUCAUGGCCAGCCCAUAGCAACCCCAUCACCAAAUGUUGGUACUUAACUACUGGUUUGGACUCGUCUUUGACAUUGGAUAUACGGGGUCAGGCAUUUUUGAUAACAUUGGAAUCUCGGUAUUUGAGGUAAACUUACUCAUAGCGCUCAUUGUUGGUCAAUCUAAUGGUUGAUGAUGUGAUUGUUCUCAGUUCAGUUGGCCUCUUGAUCAUUAAAGUAUACCACUAGUGCAGUUGUGAUGUUAAAACCGUGGAAUACCGAAUACUUCUCUGGUCAUUUUGCCAUUGUUUUUAUUUACAUACAUAGUUCCUUUCCAGUCAAAAAGACGGUAAUUGAUUAGCAUACAUUGGUUAUGAGUUAUGAUGAAAAGAAGUAAUCAACGGUUACUCGCAAAUGGAAAUUUAAAGUAGACAGAAACACCAAA